CAUAAGAGACAGAAGAAGAGGCUUAAACCCUUUGAGCUUCGAGCUAAGUCCUUCUCUUGAUUCGUCUCCACGAUGUUGGGUUUGCGCAAAUCUUCCGGAACGCUGUUCGAUAUCGGGCAGUCUCUCCUCCGCAAUCUAUCGUUCCAUGGCUUACGUGUCCAAGGAAUCCGUGUGGGUAAUGCAGAGGUUCCAAACCAUAAGCCUCUAGGAAUCGGUCUUCAAGAAGUUUAUGGAAUCGGCCGUCGUAAAUCUCACCAGAUCCUCUGUGAGCUCGGAAUAUCGAACAAACUCGCUAGAGACUUGACUGGAAAAGAGGUCAUGGACCUCCGUGAAGAAGUCAGCAGACACCAGCACGGAGAUGAACUGAAAAGGCGGGUUAACGCUGAAAUCCAGAGACUGAUAGACGUAGAUUGCUACAGAGGGAGUAGGCAUAGACUAGGAUUGCCUUGCAGAGGACAAAGGACCAAGACCAAUGCACGGACUCUAAAGGGCAGGAGCGUCGCCAUUGCAGGCAAGAAGAAAGCUCCUCGCAAGUAAAACCCUAAUGUCCAACAAAACCGAACCGACCUUUUGUUAGCAACUUUUUGAGUUUUGUCGUUUUUGGUUAAUUUAAACCAAUUGCAGUACCUAUGAUUUAUUUAAAAACCUCUUUCGGAAAACAUUUGGGUUUUCAUAUAAUGUCACGCGGGUGAACUUGUUCUAAUAAGAAACAUUGGUUUGUAUUGUAUCA
Tarenaya hassleriana is the source of this 730-nucleotide messenger RNA. RefSeq names its product small ribosomal subunit protein S13, mitochondrial. Gene Ontology annotation, cellular component: small ribosomal subunit; mitochondrion; ribosome. The record is from RefSeq and is a predicted model, not a curated record. Bases 73 to 537 code for a protein of 154 amino acids. Gene Ontology annotation, biological process: translation. Gene Ontology annotation, molecular function: structural constituent of ribosome; RNA binding. The transcript is spliced from 3 exons. NCBI's taxonomy places the organism in Eukaryota, Viridiplantae, Streptophyta, Magnoliopsida, Brassicales, Cleomaceae.